Racocetra persica is the source of this 1347-nucleotide messenger RNA. The record is from the annotation of a GenBank genome assembly. Lineage: Eukaryota; Fungi; Glomeromycota; Glomeromycetes; Diversisporales; Gigasporaceae.
AUGAUCACAUUUUCGAAAUUGAUUAGGCCUCCAUUGCCCGAUGAUUGUAUCUACGACAUAUUACAGCAUCUUCGUGGUGAUCGGUCUACUUUAUAUACAUGUCUUUUUGUCAAUCGUUUCUGGUGUAGUUGUGUGGUUCCAAUACUAUGGAGUCAACCAUUUUCAAGUUUCAGAUGUUGGGCAUUAAUUGUCCGAACCUACAUCUAUUGCCUCGAUCGUCCUGAACUUACAAGUUUGAUCCCAUUCAACAUUUAUAUUCCUACUACCUAUAAACCAUUAUUCCCUUAUGAAAGGUAUUUAGAAGCUUUUUCAAUUUCUGAUAUGGAAAAUGGUAUAAUUACUUGGUUACGAAUAAAUACAGAAACAAGAAUUCGGUCUGAUGAUGAGAGAAUACGACCGAUCAUGAAUGCAUUUUGGCGAAUGUUUCUUAAUAGAUGUAGAAACCUUGCAUCGAUCAGUAUUAAUACAGGAUAUGGUACUUCUGAUCUUCCUGAACUUGAUGUAUUCUUGAAUGCUCGUCCGGGACUUUCAAAGUUAAAGAGUUUAGAUUGUUGCAUUGGACAUAAAAGCGAUGAAAUAUCGAAUUAUCAGAAUACAAUGAAUUUAUUAAGGAAUUGGCCCAUACAAUCUUCAAAUCUUUCAAAAAUGUGGGUUUCAAUAUAUGAAGAUAGAAUUACUCCGAAUGAUUUAAUUUCGAGCAUUGUUAAAGCUCAACGAAAUCUUAAAGAAUUCAAGUUUGCUGGGAUUGGGUCGUUUACACAAAAUGUUAUUUCGGCACUAAAAUAUCAUUCACAUUCAUUGACAACCCUUAAACUUUGGAUGCUUGUUUUGGAUGGGAUCUCAUUUGAUGGAUUGGUUUCGUUAGAAAAAUUAGAAUCAUUGGAUAUUCAAUGGUGUGAAGGUAUAUCAAUUGAUCAUUGUGGAACCUUGUCUGAUGCAUCUUUUCAUCUCACUAGUCUUAGCAUCUGGGAUAAUCCUUCGUCACCAGAUAUUACUGCAACAUUGAUUACUAAAGCUGGAAAGGCCUUAAGGGAUUUGAAGACGGAUAUGAUAACAAGGGAAAUGAUUGAAGUUGCAAAUAAAUAUUGCCCAAAUAUCACUCAUCUAUGUAUCAAGAUAAGAAAUGAGAAUUAUAUUUAUCUUUUUCCUUGGAUUAAAAGCCUAAGAUUAGAACAUUUGGACUUCUUUUCUCAUGAGAAUGAUGCUAGUGACGGAAUUAGGUUAUUAGGAGAAUACAUUCCGCUUACCGUAACCCAUCUGAACUUGGACUAUGCUACAUAUACACCUAAAUCGUUUAAAUAUUUUUUAAAUAUAUUUUGGAAUUUGCUAGAAGGAAAAGAAGCAUGA